AUUACAUGAUGUACUUGAUUUUAAAAUGUUUGUGAGUUUCACUUCAAAUGUUAUGUUGAAAAAUACCUAUACGCCCGUUCAGUCUUUUCGUGACUAUGAUAUAUACAAAAUUGGAUCGAUUUUGUGAAUAUAAAAAAUAAAGUAAAAUGGGGUAUCGGAUUAAUAACAAUAAAUAAAAUUCAGUAAUAUGUAAGAAAACAAAACAUUUCUUGGUAUUUGUCCAUAAAAAAACAAAAAUUACAAUUUAGUUGAAGAAAAGUUUUACAAAUUGGAUAAUAUAUAUGCACAAUCAUGACAAUCCAAAAUAAGUAAAAUUUUCUAACUCCUAAUAUGAUGAUGCCAAAACAAGGUGAUGAUGUUAGUAAUAUCAUUGUUCCAUCUAGUGAAAUUAUUAGUGGUAAACCAUCAAAUAUAAAAUGUAAAAAUGUAGUUAAAAGAGAAAUUGAUGCUCCUUUAACACAUAGAAAAUCUGAAAGAAGAAAGUUUGCCCGCGAUAUAUUCCUUGUGUUUGAAGAACAGCCAAGUAGUAGGCGUGUCAAGGGCAGUAACAAAAAACAAGGACGACAAAAAUCCAAAUUUGGCCAUUUAAAUGUAGAAGAUCCUAAUAAAGCGAAGUGUUUGUUGCGCGAUAUAAAGAAUGAACCAAAGUCUUAUACAAGUGAGCCUUCUCAAAAUAGUGUUAGAAAAUCUUUAAAAGACUCUGAACCAAUAGAACAACAAGUAUCAAUACCACAGAGUAACACCGAAAUUGUUAAAGAUAAUCAAAAUAAUCAACCGGCAAAGGUUAAUCCUAUUUUUUUAUGGGUGAAACAAGAUGAUACUCGAAUAGUUGAAGUCCGCUGUGAAGAUUAUGAUAAACGCAACAGAAUACGCAUAACAAAAACAACAAAUGGAUGGAAAGCCAUUCCUCGAACAGACCCUGCUUCUUCUAGGAUUGUCAAAUUUAUUCAAGCACCUCUUUUAAAGAUCAAACGUGAAUUUGAUAAUCAAGAAAUUGAAGGAAAUACUAAAUUAGAUGACAAACAAAAUGUUGAUAUUGGAUUAUAUGAAUCAAAUGAUAGACAGCUGGACUGUCAUGCUGAAAUUCAGGACAAAUCCGUACAACAUAAAAGCAAAAAAGCCAAAAAGAAGAAAAAAAAUAAAAAGUUGGAAAAUAAAAAGAAAAGAGAGAAAUGUAAAUUCAAUAAACCGCUUAAAUUAAGUAUUGAUGAAGAAAUUGAACAAGAGCAAGAAAAAUUAGAAGAAACCGAAUCGUAUCAACAUUGUUUAACACCGCAAAAUUGUUCAUCAACGAAAGAAGUCUUAAGGAAAAAUAACGAAGUUGUUAAAACAUAUCAAGAAGAUUUACCAAAAUUACAAUUGUGUCCUAAGACAGGACUAUUUUUGCCUCAUAAUUCCGAUAAUGUUGAAGACAGUAAUAGCUCCAGCACGAAUGUGCUCGUUGACUUUAUAAAUAGUGAAAUAGAUUGUAAUAAAAAUAAUGAAACGAAUAUUGCAGAAAAUUUGGACGCAGAAACAAAAAAUUUGAAAGAUUUGCUUGACGAUGAUGAUCUGUUACAACAUUGUGGAGAUAAUGGUAAUAGUGAUGCUGAUUUAAUUGAUUCAUUGGUCAAACGGAGUUGCGAAAAUAAUUUGAUUCAAGAAAAUGAUGUAAUUAGAGAAGCAUCAACUGCUAAUACCUAUAUCGGUGAACCACAAGAUAAUGAGACUGUAGUCGUUGAAACAAUGCCACAAAUAAUAGAAACUGUUACCGACCCGCCAAAAUGUUUGUCGUUCAAUGAAGCUGGGGAAAUUGAAGGUUUAAAUGGAGAAUUAUUCCAAUCUAGUAACUACAUAGAGACAUUUGAAAAAGAUGACAUCAGAGACAUACAAAUAGAUGCAUUGCAAUCUGAAAAUACCGACAUUGGACUUCAUUCUCCAUUAUCUCAGAAUAAAUCAGAAAGUAACGCUUUAUUUGAAAAUACACCAAAGGAUUUAAGCUAUAAAAAGCGUGAAGAAGUAUGCCCACCCUCCGAAUCUAGAAGUCAGUGUGUUGUGACGUCUAGCUCCGAUGUUGUUAAGUCACCUAAUCGUGAUGAUAUUCCUGCUAUUGAGACGACAUCAGACACUAUUAAAAACAUGAUUUUGGAACAAUUUAUAAAGUUGAAUUCAUUUAAUACAGGUAAACAACAGUCCGAACCAAUAGAUUUAGGGAAACAGCAACAGUCACCUAAUGAAAGCAGUGCGAAGAGCUGUCCUGCAUCUUCCAAUUAUAUAGAAACAGUAGUUUUAGAUGAAACCGAUGAUGAACCGGUAAAAAAGCGACUAAGAAAUUCGGUAAAAAAUAAUGGUAAUAUAAAAGAAAAUAUGUCAAGUAUUGACAAAGAUCCAGAUCCACUUACGCAGCUACAGUUAUUAAUUAGAAAUACUCAGUGGAAAGUACCGGAUCCUAUAUUAGUACCUAAAGAUCGUUUGGGUGCAGUUUUAGCAUCACCUGCGCGAGAAAUACCACUUUUAAUAACAACACGCCCUGAAUUAAGGCUACCUGAAGCUUUUGCUUAUCCGGAAAUAAUACAAAAUCCAAACAUUUUAGUUAUUUCAAUGGCUCAAUUGGAAGCAAUCUUAAAGAAUGAAAAUCAUAUAGAGAAACCACAAUUACAAACGAAUUUAAACGAAUUUACUCCUGACAAUACUAAAAAAUUAAAUGUACAACAGCAGGAACCUAACAUUCUUCAAAAGGAACCAAAAACUUUACAACCAAAAGAAUUAAGUACAAAGUGUUCUCUUGCUGACUCAGGCUUAGCCACCGAUAUAAACGCUGCCACAUUGGCUGUUUUAAAUCAAAUGUUUUGGAUACCAUAUUUUAAUCAAAUAUCACAUGAAUUUUUGAAAUCAGUAAAAGAACCAAUUGGAGUGCAAAAUAAGUUCAAUAAUCUUUUACCACUCCUUCACCAACAGCUAGGAAUGCAACACUUGGAUGAAUUGUAUAAAAGUUUUGUUAAUCAAAUAUCUGGCUUAAAGCAAAUGAAUACAGAGGCGUCAACUCAAAACUUCGGUAACUGCAUUGGAGGUUUUAAAAAUCCAAUGGAGUUAGCGAUUUUUCAAAAAAUCGUACAGCAUCAAAUGCAUAAUAUCCUAAAUACAAGUGUAGAUCCAUUAGUUCAAGAAAAAUCCCAAAAAGAUAUGCCCAAACAGCAACAUGCUUCCAGUGAACAUAGUUCGAAUGCAGCUCAUAAUAACAUAUUAGACGCGAAACGGUGUAAAAAAUCCAUAAUUGAAAAUAAUCCACUGCCUUCGUUUCAUCUUUCAGACCGCAAUGGUAACGUUACCAUAACUCCUACUUAUAAAACUAGUUGCGAAAAUACGAAUGCUGUUGCAGAUAGUUCGAUAUCACACAAUGUGAACUCAAAUAAAAACGAUACAAAUAAUAAGCCAAGAUUGACAUGCAAAUCUUUAUCGAAUCUGUUAGAGCCUGAAAAUGUGUCUUCUAUUAUUUCUUUAGCAAACUAUGGUGAAUCGGUUAACAAAUCGACAGAAAAAUCUAAAGACGCUCAUGCAGAGGGUACAUUUAGAAGUGCAAAAACGAAUGCGAACUAUCUUAAUAUUAAUUCAAAUGAACUGUCUAAACAAAGAAAACGAAAUUUCAACAUCAUGGAUGCGGUUACAUCAGAAGUGAACGGAAGGAACUCUGACACUGUAAAUACAGAUACCAAUCCAGCUUUAUGGCAUCCGUUAUUUGGAAGUAAUGCAAAAACCGGAUACAGUAGCCCGUGGCAAUGGACGACAGUAACAGCAACUGGUGAAUGACAACAGAGGGCUCUAAAGGGGCCCGGUAC
Molecule: messenger RNA, 3815 nt
Organism: Teleopsis dalmanni
Lineage: Eukaryota; Metazoa; Arthropoda; Insecta; Diptera; Diopsidae
Exons: 2
Coding region: 331-3786 (1151 amino acids)
Source: RefSeq, a predicted model, not a curated record